This is a messenger RNA of Sitodiplosis mosellana (orange wheat blossom midge), 4041 nucleotides long. RefSeq names its product synaptic vesicle glycoprotein 2C-like. The record is from RefSeq and is a predicted model, not a curated record. Gene Ontology annotation, molecular function: transmembrane transporter activity. The coding region runs from base 854 to 2848 and encodes 664 amino acids. Gene Ontology annotation, cellular component: membrane. The transcript is spliced from 10 exons. Gene Ontology annotation, biological process: transmembrane transport. Lineage: Eukaryota; Metazoa; Arthropoda; Insecta; Diptera; Cecidomyiidae.
UGGUGGAUAAAAUAACAAAAUCCCGUGUCAUAAAUCGAUUUGAGGAGCGAUUUUGACAAAUGGUUGCAUAGAUUCAGUGCUUCAUUCAGCUACAUUUAUAUUGAAUUGAUAAAAAUAAAUUCGAUGCGACAACGUUUCAAGGAGUGGGAUAACGCAAAAAAAAUUUAAAGCAAUAUUAAGAAUGAUUGUUGAUUCGAUUUGAAACACGAUUCAUCUGCAAAAUAUUGUGGAUGGAUUGAAAAAUUUGUGCUCAAUUCGAACAAUUGCACAUUAAUUAAAUAACAUUUUCCAAAAAUAGAAAAAAAAAUAAACGUGUGUUAUAUGAUCAACUGGCGUGUGUGAUUUGCAAAGUGACCAAGUUGAAACAGUUACAAUUCGGAACAUAGUUUAGAAAGAGGUGAUAAGCAAUUGUUGAUUUUUUUUUCAUUUUUAAAACAUUUUUGAUUGAAGCAAAGGAAAAAAUGCGUGUUCGAUGCAUAUCAACCUGUGUCCUUUAGUUGGAUGGAAAUGCGUGCAUUCAUCUAUGAGAAUAUGUAAACAAGGGCGAUUAACAUCGUGCUCGAAUCACUUUGCCUGAUUAUGUGCUACAUGUAGUCAACGCAACUUUUACACGUAGCAAAUAUAAUAUACAGGGAAAAUCAAUUUUAAAAUUGCCCCGUUUUGUAAUUGAUAUAUAAUUGUAUAUAUACACACAUGAGUGCAAUUCGAUGUGCAGUAGCGGACAGCAAAAGCAGUAAUGACAGUAACGGUUGCUCAAAUGCGAUGAAAUGAAUUUAGAAAAAGUGCUACAAAUUUAAUUACCAGAUAAGGAGUUUAGUAAAAGAAAAGGGAUACACAAAAUAGGCGGAAUAUAAUGGCGGACGAAUCGGAGGAAGCAUGUUUGGUUAAUCCAAAAUCGCCACUGAAUUCUGGCCAAAUGCAAUACACAGAUGGCAUCAAUUCGGCAUCUAGCACAUCAACGGCCGCGGGCCCACAUUCAUUCACUCCACAGGCACAAACAACGACAACAACAACAACGACGACGACACACCAUGGCGGGCAAAGCACAACCAUCGCUGCCAAUGCAUACGACCUCAACGACGAUAUCAUUCUGAGUCAAUUUCAUGCAGACGCUAUCAAACAGGCUGGAUGUGGGAAAUUUCAAUUUGUCGCUGCAAUCAUUGUGGGCUUGGGACUAGCUGGCCACGCCAUUCAAGUGUAUUCGAUAUUUUAUAUUCUACCAUCGGCUGAGGUUGAGUACUGCAUUUUGGACGAUGAAAAAACUUGGGUUAGCAAUAUUUCACUCAUCGGCAUCGGCUGUGGAUCGCUAUUUUUUUCCGCAUUGGCCAGCAAAAACGGACGCAAGAGGACACUCUUAUGCUGUCUUGCAAUCAGUUCCGUAUUUUCAGUGGUUGCGGCGUUCAUGCCAGCGUACGGUCCGUUUAUGAUGAUGCGAUUUUGUGCCGCAAUCGGUAUCGGUGGUGUGAUGCCAGCCGCUGCCGCUUACCUCUGUGAAAUCACACCAUUAAGUAGUCGAGCUCGCGUUAUUGCAUUCUUAUGCACACUUGGAAUAUCUGGGGGCAUUUUUGCUGGAGCUUGUGCGAUUGCACUAAUUCCAUUGUCGGGCCAACAGAUUGUCACGGAGAAUAAACAACAUUUCAGUGCAUCGAGUUUCAUGCCAUGGCAUCGAUAUCUGCUGCUUGUCUCAAUCAUUCCAAUCUGCAGCACCAUUUUAUUGUGUUGGCUUCCUGAAUCGCCUCGAUUCCUUUUGGCCAAUGGAAACGAGGUCGAAGCUCUUGCCACGUAUCAGCAAAUCUACAAAACCAAUCGUUCACGCGGAGGCUAUGCACUAACGGAACUCGAAUUACCCGGUGUUAGGACACGUCGCGUUAGCACACCAUCAUCGGUACUUGCAGCGAUACUAAAUAAUGUGUAUGCAUGUUGCAGCACAUUUGUUCAAUUGUACAAUGGAAAGUAUGGUCGCACGACAUACAUAUUGAUGUCCGCAUGGUUUGCUUCCGUUUUCGUGUUUUACGGUCUCACAAUAUACAUAAGCGAGUAUUCGAAAGCGAUGGAAGUUAACUUUUACAAUCGUUUGACUGUCACAAAGUUUAAUGUUACGUAUAGAAAUUCGAAUUUCCAAACAUCACUGGAUAACACGAUAUUCAAUCAAUGUCGCUUUGAGAACUGUACAUUUCGACGGUUAUUCAUCAAUCAUGUUUUAUUCAACAAUUCUACAUUUAAAUAUGCCGAAUUUUCGAACGUCAAAACUAGUCGCACCGAAUUCCGAAAUUCGACCCUCGAUACGAUCAAAUUCAUCGACACCGACGUUUCAUCGCACAAUUUCAUCGAUUGUAAAAUAAACAACACGAAAAUCGUUCGAUUAAAUGGUUCAUGCGACAUGGAUUUUGACUAUAACAUUUUCACAUCGUCAGUAUGGAAAUCGAAUCUUGGCGGAUUGAUACCGUGCAUUUUGGCUAUUUUGUCCGUUGGCGAAGCAAUACAGCGUUUGGGACGAGCACCAGUUGCAUCAUGCUGUUUUACAAUUGCCAUGAUUUUGUGUGUUAUAUUGGGCUUUGUAGUUAAAGAUGAGAUUGUCAUUUGGAUUGGCGGUUGUGCGCAAGGUUUUGUCCUAGCUGGUCUUACCACAUUGACGCUGUUCGUUUGUGAAACAUAUACCACAUCAAUAAGGUGCACAGCUCUCGGAGUUUUCGUAUGCUUUGGCCAGAUUGGUGCAUUACUAGGAUCAGCACUUUACGUUCACUUGCCGCUUACAUCCACUAAAGUUGCCGCCACAAUAUCAACUAUUUUCAUGACAAUACCAUUCAUUUCGUCGAUGAUCUUGAAGGAUCCAUGUCUUCUUGUUUAAAUAAAUUUACUGUCCAUUUUGCAUAUUGAAUUCCAGCGUAACAUGGCUGGCACAAUUCAAUUUAUUACUGAUUUUAUCGAUACAACAGCGACAAACAGUCAAAUAUCAAAUGCACACUCACACAUCACUUUUAAUCCUUCACUCGCUCAGGAAACACGCCAUUCGAUAAUAUCUCGAACAUUUCCCCCUACCCCCUAAACAUAGUAUAACAAUAAAAAGGAGAUGUAAGAAAAAAACACAGCAUUUUCACGCCAAUCACGCCUACAUUAAUAGUAUCGCCGUGUUAUCUGCUCAAACAUACAUAUUACCAAUUUUCAACAGCACCACAAAACUUAUUGCAAAUGAUGAUGUCUUUUCCCCGUUCACUAACAACCUUAAACCGAAUCAAAUUCGCAUUCGUUGUGAGUCAUAUAUAUUUUGAGAUUGUUCUGUCUACGACGUAGUAGUUCAAAAACGUUGUACAAUAGUCACAUAAGCAAUGGCAGAAUGCAGACUGUUCUUUUUUUUCGUUUCAAAACAAUGCGCAUCUUUCGUUUGAAAUAUCUUGUUAUCGUGUAUGCGAUUUUAAAUGGAAAAUGGAAAUGAAAAUUGGGUACAUCUUAAAACGUUGCACCAUUAUUUGCUAUCCAUAUUCGCUUUGAUACAAACGCAUCUAAUGUCUGUGGAGAAAAUAGAGAUUGUUGACUAUGCACGUUUUCGAAAACUUAGAAAAGAUAUGAUUGCGAAAAUAUUCAAUUGGCAAUGUCAAUGUUCAUAAACAAAAUGGAAAUUAAACGAAAUUAAAUCUUUUAUGCAAAGUGUUUAGCGUGUUGUGAACCGUUUAAAUUCUCUAUACCUGUUAAAUCAAAUCAAUUCUUCAUCGUUUGACAGUUCAACAUAACCAGGGUAAAUUUGUUUUUUAAGCAACUUCAAAAUCGAAACGAAUUUUUCUCUGUACACUUUACAUUGUGUUUAAUUUUGAAUCCCUCCAUUAUUACGAUUUGACCAAUAUUAAUUAUUAUUGAUUGUGUCCAAGCAAAAAUUACAACUCCAAAACCAACCAAAUGUGGUCAAAUUAAGAUUUACUAUCGAUUUACCUUUUAUUUACGAUUAUUUUUUCUUACAAAAUAUGAUUUUCAAAUGAUGAGGUUUUCUUAUUCGUACAUUCAUUGUAUUCAAUAAAAAAAAACAAUAAAGUCGAAGAAAUAUUUGAA